AUGUCAAUAUCAGUUGACAGUAAUAAUCUUAGUUUUGUUAACGAUUUGAAUCCUGCUAAGGAUAUGUGGAACAUGAAGGCGAGAAUUAUACGAAAAUGGAAUCAGGGUUAUAAAAUGGAGAUCAUCUUCAUUGAUGAGAAGGGUGCUAAGAUUCAAGGAGGUAUUAAGAGUCAUCUGAUACCUGUGUUUGAUGGACAGCUGCAAGAAGAUGCUGUUGUGAUUCUUUCGAAGUUUGGUGUUGGUGAGAAUAAAGAUUUAUAUAAAGUAGUAGUGCAGCCUUAUAAAAUCAACUUUUAUAGAUGCACAACUGUUACUCGUGUGAGAGAUUGGCAAGGUGUUGAGUAUGGUUUCAAUUUCAGAGCUUAUGAAGAUAUUCUUCAAGGAGAGGCGUUAAACGCUUUGAGUGUUGAUGUUGCUGGAUCUGUGAUUUCUUGUGGAGAUCUUGAAAUCUUUGAUCGACCUCCAAAGGAGACUAAGAAGAUGAAUUUCGAUAUUGAAGAUUUGGAUGGAAAGGUUUUGUGGUGUACUGUGUGGAAUGAUUAUGCUCUGCAGAUUAAGGACUUCAUUUCUAAAGUCCCACCUCAUGAGCAUGUGAUGGCUGUUAUCCAGCAUGGAAAGUGUAAGGAAUGGAAAGGUGAAUAUACUGUUCAAAGUGAUAAGUUUGCAACACGAAUUUUUCUGAAUGAAGAAAUUGAUGAAGUUAAUGAGCUAAGGAGGAGGUAA
This is a messenger RNA of Helianthus annuus (common sunflower), 723 nucleotides long. RefSeq lists its product as uncharacterized. The record is from RefSeq and is a predicted model, not a curated record. Lineage: Eukaryota; Viridiplantae; Streptophyta; Magnoliopsida; Asterales; Asteraceae. The transcript has 5 exons. The coding region runs from base 1 to 723 and encodes 240 amino acids.